This is a messenger RNA of Lucilia sericata (common green bottle fly), 2803 nucleotides long. Its product is annotated as transient receptor potential cation channel protein painless-like. Gene Ontology annotation, biological process: monoatomic ion transport; transmembrane transport. Gene Ontology annotation, molecular function: protein binding; monoatomic ion channel activity. The transcript is spliced from 3 exons. Bases 56 to 2728 code for a protein of 890 amino acids. NCBI's taxonomy places the organism in Eukaryota, Metazoa, Arthropoda, Insecta, Diptera, Calliphoridae. Gene Ontology annotation, cellular component: membrane. The record is from RefSeq and is a predicted model, not a curated record.
AUUCUACAGCUGCUACAGUUAAUAAGAAAAUACUUUUUGUUGUAAAUUUUACAAAAUGGAUAACAAUUAUAAACCUGUUGAUAUGACAGGCUGUUUGGCUGAUCCUCAAAUUAAACUCUCGAAGGCUUUAAUUAAUCGCGAUUUAUUUGAAUUUCGUUCGGCUCUUAGUAUUGGUGCCAAUGCUUUGGCGAAGGAUGAGCAAAAUUUAAGCAUUUUUGAGAAAGCUUUACAAACUUCAGGUUGCUCCGAGUUUAUUAAGGAAUGUUUAAGCUCUGGCUGUGAUCCUAAUUAUAUCAAUAGCUUUUAUAACAAAGCGGCGGUGAAUUUUGCCACCGAUUCCCGAGAUCCUGAUAACCUAAAGGAGCUGUUAAUAGCGCCUGGUGUUAAAGUUGAUCACAAAUAUUCUAAUUUAACGCCUUUGAACUCUUUGGCUAAAAAUCUUAAUAACGAAAAUGCUUUUAAGGUAAUAGAAUGUAUAAAAGUUUUAUUGCGCUAUGGAGCCUCACCCAAUAUACCCGAUCAAAGAGAAAUGACACCUUUGCAUAAUAUUGUAAAGAAUCAUAAAAUUAAUGAUGUGCAAAAGUACGAACUUAUACAAAUGUUUAUUUCGCUAGCCGAUAUUGAUAUCGAUACUUAUCGAGAGGGCGAAUUAAGGGGAAUUUUAGAAACGGAAUACCCACUCAUGGAAUUGCCCAUAAAAAAGGAUAAAAAUGUAGUAACAUUUCGUUCUCUUCUGAGUCUUAUUAGAAAUGGUAAUAUGGAAGUAUUUGAACAACAAUAUGCUGAUAACUCACGCCACACUAGCCAAGACGAAGAGGUGGAACUAUUAGUAGCAGCCAUCGAAACAGGAGCCCAUAGAGCUUUUGAUAUGAUUUUAGCCAAUGGUGUGGACUAUAAUAAAAGUAUAAGAAACAAUAACAAUAGCAAUACACCCAUAGAAAUAGCCUGGGUUUAUGGCAAUUGGUGUGCUUUGGAAAAGCUUUUACAACAACCCGAUAUAAAACUUCGUGCUCAGGAUAAUCCCUUAAUUAAUAUUGUUUGCAAAUUAAAUGAAACUUCCUCGCAAGCAUUUUGCAAUUAUUGGAAAUGUUUUACGGUACUACUGGAAUCGGACAAAAUCGAUAUAAAUGCUACCGAUUUCAGCAAAUCCACAGCUCUACAUUAUGCCGUUAAAUAUCAUAAUAAUAAAGCGAUAAAAGAACUUUUAAAAAGAGGAGCUUGCAUUAGUAUGGAAAAUAAGUUCCAGGAAUUGCCGCUAAAUGGCAUGAGUCCCUCGGUAUGGGAGGAACACUUAGAUGACUGUGUCUCCUCCAACGGCGAUAAGUUGGGUGAUAAAAGCUAUGAAAUAAUUAUAAGUUUUCAGAACUUUAUGAAUUCCCAGCAAAAGAAAAAGAAACAAUUGAAAGAGGUUCUGGCGCCCAUUUCCUUUAUGGCCGAAACUAAAGAAUAUCGUUAUUUGCUGCAACAUCCAGUUAUAACCAGCAUAUUGUUCCUCAAGUGGCAUAAACUGUCUCUGGUUUUUUAUAUAAAUUUCUUGGCCUAUUUAUUCUUUGCCGCCUCCAUUAUUACACAUAUGAUCUUGAAACUGCGCAACAUUGAUAAAGAAAAUGCUGAAAAAAUAACACUUUAUUGUUCAUAUUUGGGUAUUUCUUAUCUGAUCACCAGAGAAUGUUUGCAAGUGCUAAUGGCUCCUUGGAAAUACAUUAAAUCCAUAACAAAUUAUUUAGAAAUAUUGCUAAUAAUACUCUCCCUGCUGACUUGUAAAGAUCUAAAAAGCGAUGAUUUGCAACGUAACAUAGCGGUGGCUUGUAUUUUACUACUGGCCUAUGAACUGUUUUUACUGGUGGGCUCUUUGCCCAUCUCCUCUAUAUCCACCCAUAUGCUAAUGCUGGAAGCUGUUUGCAAAAGUUUUGUCAAAAGUUUUCUUUUCUAUUCCAUAUUUGUAUUCACUUUUACCCUGUGUUUCUACAUCAAAAUUGGCAAUGAACAGGUCGUAGACCCUGAAGAAAAGUUUCAUAGUUUCUCGGAACCUUUGCUGGCCUUUUCCAAAACCAUUGUUAUGUUUACUGGAGAAUUUGAUGCCGGCAGCUUAAAGCUGGAUACUGAUUAUACCCGUUUGCUGUUUCUCUCCUUUGUAUUCUUUAUGACCAUUAUUCUCUUCAAUCUUCUUAAUGGUUUAGCGGUCAGCGAUACACAGGCCAUUAAGGAUCAAGCUGAAAUCAAUGAUAUCAUCUGUCGCACCCAUCUUUUGUCGCGUUAUGAAAAAGCUGUUUACAAGAAAAAUCUUAAUUUUUCGUUUAUACUAAAACGUGAACCCAUACGUUCAAUAUGUCGAAUUUUCUCUAAUCUCUUUCCCGACUACACGACCGAUGUUCAAAUCUCCAUAUUACCCAAUGAUAAAAAUAAAAUUUUCGGUUUAAAACUACAAAAUAGAGUGCAAAAUAUGAAUAGUGGUGAAACUACUACAACUAUAACGCGUACAGCGAUUAGUAUAGACGGACAGGAUGAGGAUGACAAUAGUGAUAUUUUUGCAAAGAACAAGUAUUUAAGUUGUUGUUUUAGUGGUUUUACUGACAGAUGUUCGAGGAUUGAUGAGAGAACGGUGAACCAGGCCAUGGCAAUAUUGGAAAAGAAAUCGAAUGUAACCAUAGAAAAUCGUUUGGAUACGAUGGAGGAGCAACUGAAUGAAAUUAUAAAAUAUUUGAAAAUUCAAAUUCGGAAGAAGUAGAUCAGUGUACUUAAGAGAGUAAAAUUGUAAAGAAAUUUUAUAAAAUAAAAUGGUUAUAUAUCGAUUAUAUAGUAA